Messenger RNA from Trypanosoma conorhini, 846 nucleotides. RefSeq names its product putative soluble N-ethylmaleimide sensitive factor (NSF) attachment protein. Gene Ontology annotation, cellular component: vacuolar membrane; SNARE complex. Gene Ontology annotation, biological process: intracellular protein transport; SNARE complex disassembly. The transcript has a single exon. The coding region runs from base 1 to 846 and encodes 281 amino acids. Gene Ontology annotation, molecular function: syntaxin binding; soluble NSF attachment protein activity. The record is from RefSeq and is a predicted model, not a curated record. NCBI's taxonomy places the organism in Eukaryota, Euglenozoa, Kinetoplastea, Trypanosomatida, Trypanosomatidae.
AUGUCCGCAGAGAGCCUCUACCGCGAGGCCGAGGGCAAGAUCAACAGGUUUUUCUUCAAGGACCCUGAAAGGGCGAUGGAGCUGUUUGAGGCGGCCGCCGCGCGGUUCAAGACGGAGAAGGAUUACAACCGUGCCGGGGAGGCAUACAUGCGGGCCGGUGACUGCGCAGUGAAGUGCAAAGACAAGCUCUCUGCCGCUCGGUCCUACGCGAACGCCGUCAGUGCGUACAAGAAAACGGACCUGAAACUGGCAGUCCAAAUGCUGGAUGUCGCCAUCACCCUGCAAAUUGACAACAAUACGUUGAGCGGUGCCGCGAGGUUGGAAAAGGAAUUUGCAGAGGCGCUUUGCGAAGCUGGUCAGACGAUGGAGGCAAUCCCCCAUUACGAGAAGGCCAUACAAUACUUCGGCGCGGAGGACAUGAAUAGUCAAGUCAAGGCCUGCACUGUUGCCAUGGCAAAAAUAUAUGGUGAAAGCGACAUGUUUGAUAAGGCCCUGUCGCUUUAUGAGCGGCUCGGUAACAUAAGUGUGGACGGUCCGCUGCGCCACGAGGCGAAGGAGUUUUUUAUGCGGGCCAUGCUUUGCCGCUUUGCCGCCGUCACAGAUGAUAACCGCCUUGAAAAAAGUGCUGAGGCGUCGGAGGCGCUUGACACCUACAUGGUGCGCGACAAGUACUUGAAGAACACUCGUGAGGCGGAGUUCCUUCAGAUGUGCGCCGAGGCGGUGGAAGGGGCUGACAUGGAGAAGUUUGAAACGGCUGUCUCCCUCCUUGACGAGCUCCGCAUGUUGGAUGAGUGGAAGACCCACGUUUUGCUUGCGAUCAAGAAGAAUAUGGAGAGUAUUCGGUGA